This is a messenger RNA of Anopheles stephensi (Asian malaria mosquito), 3541 nucleotides long. RefSeq lists its product as uncharacterized. Bases 1948 to 2715 code for a protein of 255 amino acids. Lineage: Eukaryota; Metazoa; Arthropoda; Insecta; Diptera; Culicidae. The record is from RefSeq and is a predicted model, not a curated record. The transcript is spliced from 5 exons.
UGAUGGCGUGUGGUUUCCAGGCUGCUCGACGUUUUCUGAUUCCACAGAACGUCAUACUUACUGCCAUUCAGCAAAUUUCCGCGUAUGAUGAAGUUUUCCCUGACUUCCGGUACUGUUUUUUCUUCGCACACCGCUUUUCCAUUUGAAAUGUGUAAACGAACGGAAGCGAAACAAGGCUGCUCUCGGUGAAAGAUGCUUGCCGACUUUCGUUCUAUAUUCCCAGGAAUGAUUCCCGGUUUUUUUAUUUUUAUUCUUUUUUGUUUCUAUCUUCUUUCUUGCGCAGCUAUUUUGUACUUUUAUCAUUCUUUUGCUUUCUAAGAAAAGGUUUGCAUAAAAACUGUUCGAAAAAAAACUUUGAAGCAUUAUUUAAAUUAUGAGUGAUUUUUUAUUAUAAAACAUAAAUAUUGAGGGAAAAUAUGAAUGGAAACCGAACUCUAUACACUCCAAAGCUAGAAGCAACAUAGCUUCAGGUAAAUCAGUGAAGCAUGGCAUGAUAUCACAACUGAAGCUGAAGCCAACUCAGCCUGCACUUACGGUCCCGUUUUGCGUCAUAGUCCUUAAAGUAUUUUCGCAUAAGCAUCCACCUGACAGCACGUGAGAGUAAAGCUUAUCAUGAGCUAAAAUCAUGCCACUCUCUCACUCUGUAUCAGCUCUCAUCUCAUAUUCCACCAAUCUCAUCUCACCCACCUGAUUCUCAUCUCACAGCAUCACACUCAUUUCAUCGUGCCCACUCUCAGCGUGGGUUCCGAACGCACACUCUCUUUUUCUCUCUCUCGGCGCAUGGAUGCUGGACACCCUUUCCCGAAUCGGCAGUUUUUAGUACAUGUCACGACGAAAUUUUCCGCGGUCAUAGAACCUCGCCUCGCUGGCUGCUGCUUUAGUAACUGAAGAAGACGUUUGCCACUACCAGGCACGGUCGCUACGCGUGUUGGUACCAAGUGUUCCGAUUUUACGUAAGGGAAAAUUCGUUCCCAGCCUACCCGUCCUGUUCCCUUCGCUAGCAUGCCGGGAGUCGCUAACUUCUCAAGGCCGAAUCACUGGCGAGGAUUCCGUGGGCGUUACGGUGUUUGUUUACAAGUAACAUUAAAUGGCAUCGUAGCGGAGGCUUACUGGCACAGAUUUUGGGCUGAAAGGCUGAUGACAGUGCUGUGUGUGAGAAACCGGCCGCCGGCAGGAUGGGAGGGGAGGGGGGGAAUGGGAACCUUGGAGAAAGGAGAAAGAAAACAAAUAACACAGAUAGUGCCAGCGGUGAUGGUGAUGUGACAUAAAAUCGGGCGAAAAAUAAAGCGACGUUAACUUAGCCGAGACCGGUAAAGCACCGCCGUUCCGAGUCCGUCGACCUUACAGGGCUCUUUGUGUAUGGUGUAUGUUUGUUUUACCCUUAAGCUUGCCGUAAAAGUUAGCUGUCAGCUAAGGCCAAGCUAAAGACGAUACGAUUCCUGGAGCUUCAAGCAUCAUGGGAAGGCAACAAGAGAAGAAAACUAAAGUUCAUGUCUCAGGAGGCAAAAGGCACCGCCAUUGUUUUCCAAUCAAUUUUCAUGCAGUGUCAUACCGGAUUCUUGAGAGGACACGAUGAAGCUACAGCGUGAAGUCUCCCUAAUCCAAAAUAAAAACAUCUCCCCAGAUUCGAGAUACGAGGCACGAAGUCUUGCCUCCUGAUCUUCAUCACUAGCUGGAUAUUUGGCCAUUAUUGGAAGGAUAAUUUAAUCAUCCUCAUGCAGAGUUCACACACUGGUGAUGGAUGAUUGUUACGAGAGUACGAACCAUCAGCGUUCAAAUCAUCGGUACAAGCCAAAAGCAACUCACGGGCCAUCUUGAUGGAUGGAAGCGAUAUGAUCCAACCGCAUGGUAGGAUGCUCGUUUCGCUCAGGAGGACUUUGAGGAGCUGUCUGGUUCCUCUGGCCUUAUGUACAAUAUGCUUCCCACACUAAGUAGCUAGGCAAAUCGAUGCAACGAAAGGAAGUCUCAUGCAUGUCAUGCGCUGAGAGCUCACAAAACCUACAACCUUUCAACAUGGACACCUUCGGAGGUCCGCGAAAUUAUCAGUUGCUUGUCCUGCUGGCUCAACGCAUUAGCUCUUUGGUCAUCUAUUUGAUAAACCACGUGCGGCAGGAACAUUUACCAGUUCAGGAAACUUUUCGACAAGCGCUUUUGCCUAUGCAUCGUGUGCUGACGGAGUUCCUGUUCCCACAGGCACACACGUUUGAGCAUAGCUUCCAGCUGCGAGAUCCUGGCCAAUCGUUUCACACCUUACCUUCCAUGCCAAAUUGCCAUUUCCAUUCCCCGUCACACCACCUGACGACCACCAACCGUUUUCUUCCCUUUGGACGCAAUGUCACACCGCCGGAAGAUAUCACGCCACCCCACGAUACACCUCCCAGCUCAAUGCUAGGGUUUACUUCGACACCGAUCCGGCCACCAAUAAGUCGUCCCCGGCCGGAACCAUUUGCACUCAUCAAUCAGCUGCUGACGGCGAUGCACACAUCCGAUAGCUGUAAUUUGUCAAGCGUCACUGACCAGUACGGCAGAGAUCCUGUCUUUCGCGACCGAAUACUUAAGGAGCUCGAUGAGCUGCGAUCGUUAAUUAUGGCUCAAACGGAAUCCACAAACGGUGCAGCAGGACAAGCGUUGCGGGCGCUGCUGGAUCGGGUAGAGCAGGCAGAAACUACACUCUCGUUGCUUAUCCAUAAUCUAGAGCGAUUGCAAAAUGAUUGAAGUUGUGGGAAAUGUGGCAUCUAUGUGGCGUGUGGCAAUUCUAUCAGUUUUAGAUUAAAAUUUAAAAUAAAACAAAUGAAUGAAAUUGCUCUGGUGAUUUUUAUCCAAACUCUUUAUCUGUAUUUAAUAUUUUGUACAUUUUAAACUUACAGAUCGAAUUUUAUAAGCACCUUCAUUUUGGCCCUCUGCCGGUCGGGACAUGAACCAUAGCUGAAACGAACGAAACAUUUCACUAGUUGCACUAUCAGCUCUUAGGUGGCGCUGAUUCAAACUGUUUCUUCUCAUAGUGCGGAUAAUUCAUACGAUGAUUUGGACACAAAAUAUUUUUUAUUUUAAUCUAUUACAUAUUGUUAUUAUUAAAAGUUGCACAAAAAAUGUUUUAAAAAAUAAAAUGAAAAAUCAUUUAAUUUAAAUAUUCCUAAAAUAAAAUAAAACUUUAUAAAUGCUCAUGGAAAAAUACUUUAUCUUACCUCUUACCCUUAACGAUCGUUUCAACAACAUUAGGAAAACAAUGAAAUUAUAAAUUUUCAUUAUGUCUUCACUUAACAACACAUCCGUUCGUAUGUAAUCGUUUGUACCGUCACUCGUUGGAAACUUUCCUUUUCCAACCGUAUACCACCCGCACCGGUACACGAAUCUGGCACGAACGAUCGGUCCGGCCAGUUAGGUAAACAUUCAUAAAUUGUUUUGGGAACUUUCCAUUCAUCUUUUCUCUACAGGCCGUACGCCGAUACCCUGAAACCUGCAACUGGUUCUAGGUUCACACCCUAUUAUGAUGAUGUGCCAGUGCGAAAAUGGGUACAAUACUGCCGCCAGUGUCCGGAGC